Molecule: messenger RNA, 4406 nt
Organism: Polyodon spathula (Mississippi paddlefish)
Lineage: Eukaryota; Metazoa; Chordata; Actinopteri; Acipenseriformes; Polyodontidae
Gene: ralgps1
Product: Ral GEF with PH domain and SH3 binding motif 1
Exons: 17
Coding region: 1499-2896 (465 amino acids)
Biological process (GO): Ras protein signal transduction; positive regulation of GTPase activity
Cellular component (GO): plasma membrane
Molecular function (GO): guanyl-nucleotide exchange factor activity
Source: RefSeq, a predicted model, not a curated record
UCAGUGAUACCUGAACUCGAAAUAAGGAUUCACAAGUCGUUGGCAGCAUCCAGUCGUCACGGCUGUUACCCUAGUCCUCGGCGGGCUAUUGCAAAACCUGCCUUCCUCCAGCGAGCUCUCGAUGGCUUCCGCAGGCAGCUCUCAUGAUGUCACAUGGCUGAGGAAUGCAGAGUGACCAGGAGAAGAGCGUAAAUGUGUCAAGAUUUUAUUACAGCGAAGGGCCUCAGAGCUCACUUAAAUGGCAGACCCUCAAUCCGCACUUUGCUAAAACUUCACGGUGAAUUGACGUCACUCCCAAAACGCACAGCAUCAGGAGAGAUGGGGUUUGCUCAUGAAUGAAACAUUAAGUUAAAAAAAGGAAAAGCUGUGCUUUUGGUUUUGUCCCUGCUUAAGAGCAGCCUGUACUUUAUUGCCAUGAAUCUGAGUUGUACUCUAACUGUUGUCACAGAAGAGGUUUUUGUUGAUGUCGCUGUUGUUCAGAUAAGGAUUGGCAUUGGUACAGGUGUUCUGCUGUGCCUGGCUGGUUUCUAGCUUUGAUCAACUCCGAUUCACUCCUCUGCCAGCAAAUUCCAAAGGGGGUGUACUGAAGUGAACCUGAUAAUCUCACAUGAAUGUCGACCAGUUCCAGAAUCCCCUGUAAAAACACUGCACUGUCUGUUUUCCUUCUGAGGUCCUGACAGCCCCUGCAUGGAGCCAGAACUCGCUGUGAGCAUGACUGCAGCAAAACCACGAAGCAAAAACAUGUUAGCACUCACAAGCUUUCCUGUGUGAGGUUUGAUAUUGGUCCGCAUUCACAGUACAGUGCGCGCUGCUUGUGAAUUCCGCUCGAAGGGGUCUCCUAGGUUACGAUGGAUCCCGCGGUGUGUAACGGAAUGCAGGCGAGCCUGGGUUAAGACGCUGGGGUCUCCGGUUCACGCCCAGACUCUAUAUACAGUAUAGUAUAUGCAACUUUAUAUACAGUAGUAUACAUUAAAAAAAAAAUUAUAAUACUGAAGGUAUCUGACCCUCUCCACUGCUCAAGGAGUGGUUUGAGGCAAGGUGCAGGUCAUUUUGGAAUCGUUAGCUGUGAAAAAAGAGGGAAUCCUGCUAAUCAUCAAUGCAUUAUUUAUUUCAACUUUUUAAAGAAAAGUUUUACUGUCUGGCAGUUGGAUAUUAGGCUCACACAUAGUUAUGAAGAUAUCUAAAAUAAAUUUGACCAGCUUUUCAAAUGAUCCUUUGAUGCAUCAUUAUUGGAAUAAAAGCAGAGCAAAACCUGGAAACCACAGCAGCACUUGACUGAAAGCUUAACCAACCAUAAACCCCAAGGUCACCUUCAGUGCCUGGAUCUAGACGAGGUUUGAAGCACAAGCUGGCAGACGCAGCCGAGCUGCUGGUCUGAUCUGAGGAGCUGGCUAGCUGCGGGUGGAAUAAGAGGGAGAAGCACAGGAUUGCACCCAACGUCGUCGCGUUCACAAGAAGAUUCAAUCAGGUCAGCUUCUGGGUGGUACGAGAAUUGUUAAUGGCACAGACCCUAAAGAUACGUGCAGAAAUACUGAGUCAUUUUAUAAAAUUAGCGAAGAAACUGCUAGAGCUGAACAACCUCCACUCUCUGGUGUCCGUGGUGUCUGCCUUACAGAGCGCUCCGAUUUUCAGACUCUCCAAAACGUGGGCACUUAUUAAUCGCAAGGACAAGGCCACCUUCGACAAGCUGGACUACCUGUUGUCCAAAGAGGAGAACUACAGCCGCAUGAGAGAGUACAUCAGCACCUUGAGGAUGGCCCCAACCAUCCCCUAUCUAGGAAUUUACCUCUUCGACAUAAUCUACAUUGAUUCUGCUUACCCAGCCUCGGACAGCAUUCUGGAGAACAAGCAGAGGACCAACCAGAUGAACAACCUCCUCCGAAUAAUCUCCGAUCUCCAGGUCUCGUGUAGCUACGACUACCUGGUGAUGUUGCCACAUGUGCAGAAUUACUUAAUGUCGGUACGCUACAUUGAAGAGCUUCAGAAGUUUGUGGAAGAUGACAAUUACAAGCUGUCCCUGAGGAUCGAGCCAGGGAGCAGCUCCCCACGCCUGCUCUCUUCCAAGGAGGACCUCGCAGGCCCUGCCGAGGUCUCAUCCUCAGUGCUCUAUAGGAGGAGACCCACCUGCCCGGACACCUCCAUCGCUUCCAGUCUGCCCACACCCCCAGUGGCACGGCACAGGAAGAGCCACAGCCUGGGGAACAAUGUGAUGUGUCAGCUGAGUGUGGUGGAAAGUAAAAGCGCAACGCUCCCAACGGAGAAACCACGCCACCUGCUGGACGACAGCCUCCUAGAAUCCCACAGUCCGGCCAGGAACCACACUCAGCACUGCUUCUUCUCCAACGGGACGUCUCUAGGCAGCAGUGAAAGCUCCUUCAGUGAAGAGCUGUCAUCGGGCAUGGAGAGGGGCCGGCUGUGUGCCACACUGGGGCCUAAUUGGCGGGUUCCUGUUCGGAAUUCUCCGCGGAGCAGGAGCUGUGUUUACAGGAGCUUGCCCGGCAGUGGAAUGGGUGGGAUUGCGAUCGAAGGACCCCUGAGAAGAAAGACCCUGCUGAAGGAAGGGAAGAAGCCCACUCUUUCUCCCUGGACCCGCUACUGGAUCACGCUGUCCGGCUCAACUCUUCUGUAUUUCGGGUCCAAAGCACUGAGAGCGACUGAAAGAAAGCACUAUAAAUCUGCACCCUGUAAAAAGGUUCUUGUGACUGGGUGGAUGGUGGUCUUGUCCGAUGAUCCGGAGCACCCUGAUAUAUUCCAGCUCAAUGACCCUGAUAAAGGCAAUGUGUACAAGUUUCAGACUGGUUCAAGGUUUCAUGCAAUACUUUGGCACAAGCAUUUGGAGGAUGCCUGUAAGAGCGGACGGCCUCAGAUACCUGCCAACCUUAUGUCGUUUGAAUAAAAACUCUUCAUUGCAGCCUGACCUGUGGGGACGGUGCCAGCCUCAGGCUUUUGGGAGAACUCAUAAAACUUGCAGAACAUGAACUGCAUAUUGUGGGAACAGAGGAUUGUUAAAGCACUUCUUUGCAGUACAAAAGGAGUGGCCUGGAAGAAAUAACUGGCACACUUCUUUGAAUCAAGAAAAGAACGUCAGUGAUAAUACUUCAAGAGAGAGCAAAAAGGAAGAGGAGUGCAGACCACGAGUCUCAUGCACCAGACUUCUUAAAUAAAUCUGCUGGUUUUGGUCAAUGGUGACUAAUGAACUGUGCAUCAAAAGAUUCAAAACUCCUGCCUAAUGUUUCUCCAUUUAAUUUAAAUAUAUAUAAUUUUUAAGUGUGCUAUGCUGCUUUAUGUAAGUUAACUUUUUUUGUUUGUUUGUUUUGCCCAUGUUGGGUUUUAAAAGAAAAAGUUUCUAACGCACGUCAAACUUACUGACAGUGUUAACAUGCUACAAUGUGUAAGUGUUUAGAAUGGAUCACCCGAGAACACGAUCGAGAUACGUGCGUGUGCCCGUUUUACACAAGGGUCUGCUCUCCAUGCCUCCUGCCCCCUUUGGUACACAAGACAUACCUAAAUGGCCUUUAGCUAAUACUAAUAUUCAACUGCCAAUGCAGGGACUGCACCCAAACACAGAAAUAUGUACUCAGAAUGCAAGUAGGGUUACGGUGUGCAUUGCUCAUUCAUUUAUUACAGUAAUUCAACCCACUGAUACAACUCCUUGAUGAACGGUAGAACGCUCAGUGGAAGAAUGGAUUGUUUUACUAUGAGAAAGAAUCUGACUACCAAGACAUGCAAAUAAUAAUGCAAGGUCAGGUGAAACCAUGUGAGCCUUUACCUUAAUUCCCAAUCGUGUUUUCCUGACUCUUAAAACCCUCUCCAGUUAUCGUAUGGUGCUAUAGUUAAAUGUUUCUUAAAAUGAGGUGAUCGAUCCCGCAAACCCCAGUGUUGGUAUAUUACAUAUACCAACACUGUACCUUGUCAUAUUAUUGUUGGUUUCUAGUACUUUACACAUCAUCGUGCUCAGUUAAUAAUAUUUAUUAAUUAUAAUGUUUAUAUAUGAAUUUCAUACGUUUAGCGUGCCAAAAUGCAUGGCCGCCACCCUCUUCUGAGAAAUGUAAAAAUGUAUAACUGGAGAAUUGUGGAUGGCUGUACUGUAUAUACACAGACACACACACAUACAUACAGAAGUACCAGUUUUCACAUAUAAAAACAACCAAAAUAUACGUGUACACAUGCACUUGUGUGUGCAUUUGCAUAAACACAUAUAUAAAUGCCUGUACAUGCAUAUUGCAUUUGUUUUUACAUGUGAAAACUGGUACUUGUUCCCCCCACCCCAGCCCACUGCAUGUUAUUUGUGUACAAAUAUUGUUUCUGUUGUGUUUGUGGCUACAUGACCACUAAACUUCAACUGCCCGGCAAGGUUGUCUUUGUUUGCUAAAUCAUGUGUUACCUUGCCCUUGUACUAAGCUGGA